Messenger RNA from Ochotona curzoniae (black-lipped pika), 2930 nucleotides. RefSeq names its product relaxin family peptide receptor 2 (gene RXFP2). The coding region runs from base 36 to 2249 and encodes 737 amino acids. The transcript has 18 exons. Gene Ontology annotation, cellular component: membrane. NCBI's taxonomy places the organism in Eukaryota, Metazoa, Chordata, Mammalia, Lagomorpha, Ochotonidae. The record is from RefSeq and is a predicted model, not a curated record. Gene Ontology annotation, biological process: G protein-coupled receptor signaling pathway. Gene Ontology annotation, molecular function: G protein-coupled receptor activity; protein binding.
AACCGUCUCUGCAGCCUCAGUAGGAUCACCAUACCAUGCUCUUUGUACUUCACUUCUUCCUUCUGAUCAAUGUCAAAGAUUUUGCGCUAACUAAAAGCAAUGUGGUCAUUCCUUUGUGCCAAAAAGGAUAUUUUCCCUGUGGAAAUAUGAGCAAAUGCUUGCCACGUGCUUUUCACUGCGAUGGUGUAGAUGACUGCGGGAAUGGCGCUGAUGAAGAGAACUGCGGUGACACUAGUGGAUGGACAACUAUAUUUGGCACGGUCCACGGAAAUGUUGACAAUGUUACAGUAACACAGGAGUGCUUUCUAAGCCAAUAUCCACAACAUUGUAACUGCAAAGAAACUGAAUUGGAAUGUGUUGGUUCUGACUUAAGGAUGGUGCCAACUCUUUCCUGCAAUGUGACAUCACUGUCUCUUAAGAAAAACAAAAUCCACAGUCUCCCAGAUAAAGUUUUCAUCAAAUACACAGAACUUGAAAAGAUAUAUCUUCAGUAUAAUUGCCUUAGUCACAUAUCCAGGAAAGCAUUUUUUGGAUUACACAAUCUUCAAGUACUGUAUCUCAACCACAACUGCAUAACAAGCCUCAAACCUGGAGUAUUUAGAGAUUUGCAUCAGCUAACGUGGCUAAUUCUAGAUGACAAUCCAAUAAGCAGAAUUUCACAUCGGUUGUUUGCUGGACUAAAUUCCUUGUUUUUCCUGUCUAUGGUUAACAACUACUUAGAAGCCCUUCCCAAGCAGAUAUGCACCCAUAUGCCUCAACUUAACUGGAUGGACCUGGAAGGCAAUCGGAUAAAGCGUCUUAGAAAUUCCACCUUUGUGUCCUGCAAUUCACUCACAGUGCUGUUUCUGCCUAGAAAUCAAAUUGAUUUUGUUCCAGAGAAGACAUUUUCUUCAUUAAAAAAUUUAGGAGAACUGGAUCUGUCUAGCAACAUGAUGACAGAGCUUCCAGCUCACCUUUUUAGAGACCUGCCGCGCCUACAAAAACUGAACCUGUCAUCCAACCCUCUUUUGUAUCUCCACAAGAACCCGUUUGAAAGUCUUAAACAACUUCAGUCUCUAGACCUGGAAAGGAUAGAGAUUCCAAAUAUAAACACACGCAUGUUUCAACCCAUGAAGAAUCUUUCUCACAUUUAUUUCAAAAACUUUCGAUACUGCUCCUAUGCUCCCCAUGUCCGAAUAUGUAUGCCCUCGACUGACGGCAUUUCUUCAUUUGAGGACCUCUUGGCUAACAAUAUCCUCAGAGUGUUUGUCUGGGUUAUAGCUUUCAUUACCUGCUUUGGAAAUCUUUUUGUCAUUGGCAUGCGAUCUUUCAUUAAAGCCGAAAAUACAACUCACGCUCUGUCCAUCAAAGUCCUCUGUUGUGCCGACUGCCUCAUGGGUGUCUACCUGCUCUUCAUCGGCUUCUUUGAUAUGAAAUACCGAGGACAAUAUCAGAAGUAUGCCCUGCUGUGGAUGGAGAGUGUCCAGUGCCGCCUCAUGGGCUUCCUGGCCAUGCUGUCCACUGAAGUCUCUGUCCUCUUGCUCACCUACCUGACUGUGGAGAAGUUCUUGGUUAUCGUUUUCCCCUUUAGUAACUUUCGCCCUGGAAGACGGCAGACCUCAUUCAUUCUCAUCUGCAUCUGGGUCGUGGGAUUUCUGAUCGCUGCAAUUCCCUUUUGGGAUGAGGAUUAUUUUGGAAACUUUUAUGGAAAAAAUGGAGUGUGUUUCCCACUUUAUUACGACCAAACUGAAGAGAUUGGAAGCAAAGGGUACUCUCUUGGAAUUUUCCUAGGUGUGAACUUGCUGGCUUUUCUCGUCAUUGUGUUUUCCUAUGUGACUAUGUUCUGUUCCAUUCAAAAAACCGCCGUGCAGACCUCGGAAGUGAGGACUCACAUCGGACAAGAGGUGGCCGUGGCAAAGCGUUUCUUUUUUAUAGUGUUCUCUGAUGCCAUCUGCUGGAUUCCUGUGUUUGUUGUGAAAAUCCUUUCUCUCUUCCAGGUGGAAAUACCAGGCACGAUCACUUCCUGGAUAGUGAUAUUUUUCCUUCCAGUAAACAGUGCCUUGAACCCCAUCCUCUACACCCUCACCACGAGUGUUUUUAAGGACAAGUUGAAACAGCUCAUGCACAAACACCGCAGGAAAUCCAUCUUCAAAGUCAAGAAGAAAAGUUCAUCCACAUCCAUUGUGUGGACAGAUGACUCCUCUUCACUCAAACUGGUGAUUUUGAACAAAAUAACCAUUGGGGAGAGUCUAAUGAAACCAGUUUCCUAGGAAUGGUUUGGGGUCUGUAGAGACUUCAUGAAGGACCUAGAACAAGGUACAGCUUUAGGAAGAUGAUGUCUGCAAUGCUCUCCAUCUUUACCAACAGCAAACCUUCCUGCACAGGGAGCAAGCAGGGCCCUGGCACCACACUCCAAAAGCAGCUGCGUAGUGACUGUGCUAGAAAGUGUGCCCAACGGUCCUCUCUCCUCAUGUCCCUGAAAGGCACACGUGGAUCCAUAAAUAGUAGCAUAAGCAGCUGGUCUCUAGCUUAUCGACAUACCGGCCUACCAAUCAAGGCGCACUCGUUAGCAUGUCACAGUCUGCUUGAGCAUCGAGUCGCACUGCCCACAAACUAAUAACAUUCACGCCAACGUAAGCUUGUGUGGCUGUAAGAGCAUAAGUCUAACACCUCUUUCCUUUUUCAAUAUCAAAUAACACCAUCAGUAUCCUGCUGAAUUGGAAGGCAACGAUUUCCAGGAUGUUUACCCACUCCAGGUCUGACUUCAAGGAAACUGGUGGGAUAGCAACUUGGAAAGCAGAACUUCAUAUGGGACUUUGAAAAUGAGGUUACCACAUGGAACACGUGACUAGAGAGGCACAAUGAGGAAGUCUAGUAGCACUCACAUUUCUGACUUUCAUUUAAAGUCAGAAGGACCAAGAACUUAAAAAAAAAAAAUUUUUUUUUUUGCC